Macrosteles quadrilineatus (aster leafhopper) is the source of this 1509-nucleotide messenger RNA. RefSeq names its product putative ammonium transporter 2 (gene Amt). Gene Ontology annotation, molecular function: ammonium channel activity. The record is from RefSeq and is a predicted model, not a curated record. Gene Ontology annotation, biological process: ammonium transmembrane transport; ammonium homeostasis. Lineage: Eukaryota; Metazoa; Arthropoda; Insecta; Hemiptera; Cicadellidae. The coding region runs from base 1 to 1509 and encodes 502 amino acids. The transcript is spliced from 10 exons. Gene Ontology annotation, cellular component: membrane.
AUGGAGGGAAGGAUGAAUGUGUCAGGCAAUCAUACAAAACAUCAUCAUUCAACAUUCUUCAUAACUAUGGAGGAUUCUAACUGGGUCUUGACUUCGGCUUUCAUUAUAUUCACCAUGCAAACAGGUUUUGGGCUUCUGGAGUCAGGAUGUGUAUCUUCAAAAAACGAAGUAAACAUCAUGAUGAAGAAUGUGGUUGACAUUUUCUUGGGAGGAGCUACUUAUUGGUUGUUUGGAUUUGGACUGCAGUUUGGACAUGGACCCCACUCCAACGCUUUGCUCGGGAUCGGAAACUUUGCAACUGAUGCAGACAUAGAGGAAGAGGCCAUGGGAGCAAUAUUUACGUCAUUCAUUUUCCAGCUGUCUUUUGCUACCACUGCCACCACAAUAGUAUCUGGUGCAAUGGCAGAAAGAUGCAGCUUCAAGGCCUACUGUGUGUUUUCCUUUCUGAACACUGUGGUAUAUUGCGUGCCUGCAGGAUGGGUCUGGAGAGAUAAUGGAUUCCUCAACGUCCUUGGAGCAAUAGACAUCGCUGGCUCAGGAUGUGUACAUCUCAUAGGGGGAACCUCAGCGUUUGCAUCGGCAAUGAUGCUGGGUCCCCGGCUCGGAAGGUAUACCAACGGUAUCAAACCUUUACCUCUUGGAACUCCAGUGAACUGUGCCAUGGGUCUCUUUGUGCUCUGGUGGGGCUGGUUGGCAUUCAAUUCUGGCAGCACUUAUGGGGUGAGUGGUGCUAAGUGGAUGUAUGCUGCAAAGGCUGCAGUGAUGACGAUGCUUUCCUCCUUCGGGGGUGGGACUGUUGGACUCUUCUACUCUGCUUACACCAACAAAGGAUACCUUGAAAUCAUGGAUAUGAUAAACAGUGUUCUGGCAGCACUAGUAUCUGUUACAGGAGGAUGUUUCUUGUAUACCGCCUGGGAAGCCAUCCUUAUUGGCUGCAUUGGAGGAAUCUUGUCCUGUGCCACAAUGCCCUUGUUUGAUAAAAUAGGUAUUGAUGAUCCGGUUGGGGCAUCAUCUGUUCACGGCAUCUGUGGUGUCUGGGGUAUUCUUGCAGUCGGCCUGUUUGCCAAAGAUCCAUAUCCUCUUCUAACAACUCGAGGAAGGAAUGGUUUACUAAGAGGGGGAGGAAUGUAUUUGUUGGGGGUGCAGCUGCUGACUUGUAUUAGUCUAAUAACUUGGAGUUUCAGCUCAACAGUUCUUCUUCUGUGGGUGAUAAAUAAGAUGACUCCGAUUCGUCUGGAGCCCCAUGCGGAACUGUUAGGCGCAGACUUGACAGUUCACAGGAUCAAACAUCAGGAACCGGGAGUCAACUACGCACUCCGGGUUCUUCUCUCCCUUCAUCCAAACAUUGUGGACACAAACGACCUCUGCAUCAUAGGAAGCAACCCUGGACAUGAAGCUUUUCUUAGGGACUACUUACAGCAACACAACAAAGAAACCUUUCCUAAAAACAAAAUUAGCUUGGUAGAAGAGAAACUUUCUUAUGUACCUCAGUACGCUUGGAUUGACUAA